This is a messenger RNA of Liolophura sinensis, 1993 nucleotides long. Its product is annotated as methenyltetrahydrofolate synthase domain-containing protein-like. Gene Ontology annotation, molecular function: RNA binding. The record is from RefSeq and is a predicted model, not a curated record. Lineage: Eukaryota; Metazoa; Mollusca; Polyplacophora; Chitonida; Chitonidae. Gene Ontology annotation, cellular component: cytoplasm.
AUGAUUCUGUUUGCAGAGAUCAGCAAGUGGUCGAUUCGUCAGAAGGUUUGGAACCACCUGGAGAAGAAUAAUUGUGAACUUCCCCGUCCUGUUCACCAUAAUCCAAACUUCAAGGGUGCUGCUGCAGCUGCUGAGAGAGCUUCGACCCUGGAUGUCUUCAAGUCAGCGAAAACGAUAAAAAUCAAUCCUGACAAACCCCAGGAAAACUGUCGCUUCCUCACUCUCGAGGCCAACAAGACCCUGUUGGUGCCCACCCCACGCCUGCGCUCAGGCCUCUUCAAUAAGAUCACCCCACCUGAAGACUGUAACAAGGAGACGUUACGUAUCUGCGCAACGUCACAGGGCGUGAAGGAAUACAGUACACCUCUAGGCCUGGACGCUAAAGUCAAGGUGGAUCUGGUCAUUGUGGGAUCUGUGGCUGUCUCCAGACAAGGCUUCCGUAUUGGUAAAGGAGAAGGGUUUGCUGACUUGGAGUAUGCCAUGAUGGCCACAAUGGGGGCUGUGAACGAGAACACCAUCGUCGUGACGACGGUGCACGAGUCACAGAUCCUGGAUAUCCCUGAGGAGUUGCUAGGUGACCAUGACCUCACCGUGGAUUACAUCGUCACCGAGGAGGAGAUCAUUGAGUGCAACAGCGGCCGGCCCAAGCCCGCUGGCAUCAUCUGGUCCAUGCUGGACAAAGAUAAGCUGAGUCGAGUCCCCGUCCUCAAGCGGCUGCGGAAAAUGGAGAGCGAUGCCGGUAAAGACGUCACCAUUAAAGAUUCCACAGAGGUGGAACCCGUCGACAGUGCGGAAGAGGAGAAUGAUGAUGCCGAUAACAGGCCAAGAUCAGGUAGAGGUCGUCGGGGAAGGCGUGGAGGACGAGGAGGUUAUGGUAACCAGCGCAUGUUCAGGAAUGGACCAGGGGAAGGUUAUUCCGGAAGAGGUCGAGGUGGCCGACGACGCGGGCGAGGGAGAGGUGGCCCACGUGAUGGGCCGGGACGAAGACAGUAUGAAGACGACAUUCCGUCGGUGUACGUUGGAGGCAUCCCGGGUUCCGUCCGUGUCAGUGAGCUGAAGUCGAAGAUCCGCGAGAAGGAGGUGAACCCACUGAGAGUGAUCUGGCAUGGGCAGAAUGGACAUGCGUUCCUGCAGUUCCAGGAAGCGACUGCCGCAGACGAGGCCAUUGAAGCCCUGAAGGAUCUGGAGAUCGUCGGCAAGCCUCUGCGCGUGGAGCACUCGCGACGAUCCAAACCCUCUGGCGACAUGAACACCUCGGGAGAGGCACAUGAAACUGACCAGAGGAAUAAAGGGGAGGAGAGCGCAAACGCCCGCACUGACAGCGAUGGAGAGGCCAAUGCUAAAGGCGAUGCCGGCCCUGAUGCGGACGAUUUGGAUGUGGACUAGCACAUGUAUGUUACAUAUCUGAUUGUUACUGUAGGCCGGUGUACAUAUACCCAUGUUACAUACGACAAGCAAGUCGCACUAUUUUUCGGUUAAUUUUUCUCAGUAGGUAAAAUGUUACAACAGCAGCAUGGUCGAGACCUGAUCAGAAAUUUUGAAAGGUUAUACUAUUAUUAUUAUUAUUAUUAAUCGAUUUACUGGAAGAUUUGAUAUUAUCACCUCAUGUUACAUUGUACAUAGCGCCCUCCUUCCACCACAUUGUACUGUUUCAUUGUAUACCUAGUGACCCUCUCUUUGUAGAGAUAUUGAUGAUGCCAACAAUGCAACUGUAACUUCAAAUAAGGCAGGGUGAAACCUUCUGGUUUCCUCCUGGAGAUUUUAGUUCAGAAAAACGGACUGCUUUAUUGAAUCGGAUACCAAUAAAGCAAUAGAAUUCACAUAUUUCAAACUGUCAGAAAUGUCUGGAGAAUUUCUACCUUUCUUAUAUUUGGCUUAGUUUUAUUGUUUUUUUCUUGUCCCAGUUUUGUGAAAGAAGCCUGAAAGAUUUGUUAGAAAUUCUUUCUAGUUGUUCACACCAUGAAAAGUGCCUUCGUUUCUGUCUGGUAUUUUU